Molecule: messenger RNA, 7071 nt
Organism: Bombus pyrosoma
Lineage: Eukaryota; Metazoa; Arthropoda; Insecta; Hymenoptera; Apidae
Product: beta-1,4-glucuronyltransferase 1
Exons: 4
Coding region: 725-2203 (492 amino acids)
Molecular function (GO): glucuronosyltransferase activity
Source: RefSeq, a predicted model, not a curated record
CGUAAAUUUACAGUAAAUCCACAAUUUAUCCAAUAAAUAAAAAAUGUUUAAUUACAUCUAGAAAAUUCACUCGCAUCGAUAAAUAGAAAUUUAUGACAUAUAUUCGGACGUUAGUUACUUCUCGUAUGAUCAUUGCGAUCGAUAACUUUUCAAUUUUCAUUUUUAAACCUAACCCCAUUUUAACUGCUUAACCUCAUUAUAAUUACCAACCCUCUUUAGAAUGACAAUAUCAUAAUUUUCACGAGAGUAUAUCUGAUAAACAAUCCAUGUUAUAGUAGAGAUUUUAAUUGAAAAAUAAAAAUUGUCUACUGGUCUCCGUAGUAAACAGAGAUAUUCGUCGAGGGCGCGUGAAUCGGUAGUGGAAUUCUCGACACGCGACGGUUCGCGAGGGGAUCUUAACUAGUAGUCGUGGCACCGUGCCGCGAGCUGUCUGCAAAGAAGCCGGUGCGCGUGAAUUAGCGAUGCAUCCCGGAUAGAUUUAUCGCGACCAGAUUAAGAUUGACCCUAGGAGAGAGCGUCGAAACAAUCGAUUUUCCCUGCUUGCGCCCGCGCGGCCGUCGACUCGCGGCCAGCACCUCUAGUGGUAGUUAACAACACUACGUGAACUAUCUACGUGGACAAGGAAAAGUCGGUGGCGCGUGGGCGUGGUCGUGGUAGUGACGUGAAUAGUGCUCACGUGCGUGCGUGCGUGCGUGUAACGGCGUUUGUGCGCGCCUGAUGCUGAAUGCACGGGGCGCGAGGCCAACGACAGGGGUUGGCACGGACUGAUUUCGCCAUCAGACUGCCGCCAAGCGGGGAGGUCUGUCUCGCGUGCCAACACACAUCAAUGGUUCAGUUGGGAUGUCGACCAUGGAACCUCAGUCUGACCAGCGUGGUUGUCCUGGCUCUCUCAAAUAUGCUAUUGACUUUCCUGUUGCUGCAGUCGGAAACCUGCAUCCCGGACGAAGUACCCAGGGAUUUGGAAUCAAACGCUGUAAGCGAAUGGAACCUCGCUACCUUAAUCAAAGAGCAGCAGGAGCAACAGCAGUCGGACUGCGUUACACAAGAUUACCAACCGUUGCCAGCUGACGCGAAUGGUUUAAAAUUGAACAUAAAGCUCGGCAGAUGGGACGCUCGUAGAAUGUUUCGAACGUUCGACCACGUUCUCGUUGGAUCUAGUUUCGUCGAGUUAUCACAGGCGUAUCGUGUUUGCCUGGCCACACAGAGCUCGGUCGAGAAGCUGCAUUCGGUCGUUCAGGCGGCUCAUCAUUGGACCGGGCCGAUGUCGGUGGCUUUGUACGCAGCUGGUGACGAAGAGUUCGAGGUUCUUCAGAAGUACCUGAUUUACCUUAGAAAGUGUUACGAACCGAUACGGGAAAGAGUCGCUUUUUCCUUGGCUGUGCCAAGGGUUAGACCGCCGAAGAGGCAGCCACGAGAAUUCGAGCUGCCAGAGGUGGUAGAUUGUGCCAAACCAGAGGGAACAUUGAACGAGUUGAUGAACGGGAUUUCCAACGAGCAGACAAACUGGCGGAUACGAAACGUCUAUCCGCAGAACCACAUGAGGAACCUGGCGAGGAAAAAUUGCCAGUCAGAUUACGUGUUCUUGACGGACGUAGAUAUCGUGCCGAGCUUUAAUUUGACCGGCGCUCUGGACGAAUUUCUGAGGACUGAUACCUGUGAUAAGUGCGCCUACGUGAUACCGACGUACGAGCUGGACUCGCGCGUCAGAUUUCCACAAAACAAGACGGAAUUGGUUAGGCUAGCGAGAAAGGGACUGGCCAGGCCUUUCCAUCAGAAGGUCUUCAUCCACAAUCAGUUUGCCACCAAUUUUACCAGGUGGAUACUAGAUACGUCUGUGAAUCAUAAAAACUUCGGCAACGUAAAAACUGGCAAGGUGUACAUCAGUCACGAUGUGACGAACUUUGAAUUCCUUUACGAACCAUUUUACGUGGCAAAGGAUAUUGUCCCGGCUCAUGACGAGAGGUUUAUGGGUUACGGAUAUACCAGAAACACUCAGGUAUACGAGAUGUACGUGGCCGGAUACCAAUUCAAGGUUCUCUCACCGGUAUUCACGGGUCACUGGGGUCUACAGACAAGAAAGACCAGACCAGCUUGGCGCGAACGACAGAACAGUGCCAACAGGAAGCACUUCGAGACGUUUAAGAAGGAAGUUUUCGCCCGUUACAUGCGCGAUCCUUUGAAGAUGAUGAAGAACCCUCACUGACGAAAAGUUCGUCGAAGGUUUCGCUAAUUUAUUAGCGAGAUCUUGAUCGCCGUCCUUUUUAUUCGUCGCGCGGGGCUCUCACUGAACCAGUCGGGACAACCUUCAGCGUCUUUGUCUCAAGGACGAUGCUGGGCUCUAAUUGCUCUACCUGACACGGUGCCAUAAGGUUUAAGUUUUUAAACGGACGAACAAUUUCAUCGACCGUGUCAACGAUUCAAUUAGGAACGUAUCGAUUGAUUGCUCUAUUUUUCACUGUAACCGAGACCAGAUGGUUUUCUAUAUAUUUUGUAUCGUAUCGCGAACUUCGAACAAUCAGUGAACUUGUAUAUCGAGAUUUUACUAUUAAAUACUGGAAGACGAACAGUUUGAGAAACGUCUGUCUGCGUUGCUACGCGCAAACAUCCGGUGGAGCACGUUUGAUUCGAGGUUCUCUUGCAUAAUAAUUUACUGACUAAGAAUAUUGAUAAAUUGACAAGUCGCAAGUAGUAGAUUAUAGACUUGUGUUUGACAACUUUGUAAUUUUACAUCACAUAGAAUUAAAUUUAUUUGUACAGUUGAAUUUCUUACGUUACGAAAAUUGUUACCGCUACAAGGGAGAGUUUAUUAAUUCUGGUAACUUGUGACUUGUAAAAUUUCACUAAUAACUAGUUCAAUCGUGCAAAGCGAGCCGAGAAAUUGAUCCAUCCAUUGUGUAGCGAGUUUCAUGGCCUUUUUAACCUUGCACGGGCCUUGAAAAAUGAAGAGAUUUGUCGUCUUGAAAAUGAUGGUUUUACUUAAUGUGUCGUUAUUCGAUCGUUAUUCAAAGCGACCUUAUCAACUAUCUCGAACCUUCCUGCUAUCCCGGGGAAUUUCGCGUGUUCCUUGUACGUUAAAGGACCGCUUUAAUAGCCCUUCAUAUCCCGUUGUCAUUAUCGACAAAAUAAUCAAUUACUGGCUGAUCACCCGUAUCCGACGUUUCCUGCUUGCAAAGAGUUUGAUGUUCGCGUAUGAUUCCAGUCCAUUAAACUUCGCGUUUGUGAAUUUUCAAGUUAUAUAUCAGCCGUUGUAACGUCGAAAAUUGAAAGCGGUCUACCUUCGCCUGAAUUUAUUAAAAUAAGUGUGAUUCUUUUCGUUUAAAUUGCACGCUAACGACUUUUCUAAACCGUUAAAAAAUCUUCCUUUUUCCGUUAAAACAACGGUUAACGAGGCAGGAUUAAUAUCGAUUUCGAACUUAUCCGAUUCUGUGUUCUUAAUACUUCUAUACAGAAAUCGGAGCUAACCCACGAACAGUAUUUGCCUCUGCAACGUUUCAAGCUAUUUCAAAGUUCGAUAUACGUAUCGUUCAUGUGCUAUUUCACACGUUGCACAGAAAUUCCCGCUUUGUAUCACGCGCAUAUGUACGUUGAAGUGAUAGCCCGAAAGCUUUCGUUUUCGAAUAGUAUUUUCCUCGUUCCCGUUUGAUAUCUUCGCUGGUCAUUCCGGUAAUAUCCGUCCCGGUAAAUCGGUGACAUAUCACGUGUAUAUAGAUCGUCUCAAGCUGAAGAGAAAUUGAGACCCGUGCUGUCUUUCUGUCGGCUCGAAGGAGAAACAUUGGUACAGUCCGGUGUAUAGAGGUCAUACGUCAAGAUUGUGUUUCGAUCGUGUCGACAACUUCUAAUCCUGCGUAUACAGCGGCUCACGAAAGUAUUUGCUAUAUAUAUCGUAUGUAUUGUACAAAACAUUUUAUGAUUUAGUUAGCUGUCUAAUGAGAAUCUGAAAAUGUACAUAGAAAUUGCAAGAAUAUAUUAACAUAUUUGCAAUUUCUUGCAAGCAAUUUGCAAUUCUUUUGCAAGAAUAUUAUAACAUAUUUAUGUAAUAUCGAAAAAAGGGGGGUAUACUCUUGGUCUGUUAUAUAUUUAAGUUCGAGUUUCUCGGGAUAGUAUAAGUUGCAAAUUUAGGGUAUAAACUAAGAAUCGUAAGAGUGCUGGGGAAGAGAGAAAGAGAGAGAGAGUGUGUGUGUAAGUAAGAGUGUAUGCCUUGGUGACGCCAAAGCUAAAUGAGUAAAGAAGUGGGAGAAGGAUGCGAAGGUCGAGGGUCAGCAAUUUUUGACCUGAGAAGACAGAAGUUGGGAGGCCAGUGUUAGGGUAAGACGUACGAAGAUAUUGUAGUCAGUUUUUGUAUUGGGUAUUGCUUGUACGGAUAGAACUAAACUUAACUGCGAAUAGACCAUCCUUUCUUGUCCUUACUCUAGAGACCAUAUUUUGAUACUACAUUUAUAAUAAAAGAUGAGUAGUCACACCUUAAGCACGUAACAAGUGUUAAAUACGAUCCCGAUAAAUAUCGUGGUUUAUUGAUAUAGUGGAUAAUCGAUAGUUUUCGAUACUUUUGCGAUCUCUGUGAAAUAUAUAUUUGCGCCAAACAUCUUGCAGCUUCUAUGUAAAUUUUCAGAUUUCUUUCAAACUUUAUCGAUAUGAUCGCUAUAGUCGGGCUUCGUUACAGUGCUGACGAAAUUUCGAAAUAUUUCGUAUAACACACGUAAUAUAUUGACAAAAUCUUUCUACAAAUACACUUUCCUGAGCCAUUGUACAUCGCACCGUAAUAGGUAAUGAUAAUGAUGAAAUGGUUUUGGGCCAUGAUCGAUCGAUUUUGCGACAUACAAGAGACCAGACUAAGACAAUUGACACGAUCGAUGCUAGUCCAGGGCCUAAGGUGUUUGUCAUAGAUAUACAUCAGUGGGUUCCACGUAAACUUUUCGCGAAGAAGAAUGCUAUCUAUUAUUAAGAUCGAAGUAUUUUCACUCUAUUCAAGACACGUAAUAUGAUUGAUAUUAAUUACGUUACUUAAUGCUACAUAUCGAUACAACAAUGUCCAUUUUCUAUUCACGGAAUCACUUUAGCAGCGAAAACACCUAGCAAACCUUACUAAUGGAGCCAAACCCACUACCCCGUGAUCGGAAAAAUGCGAGGGAAUGCCAGUUAAGGAACAAAGCAUUUGGAUGGAAGCAGGUUCGAAUUGUUCCAAUACAACAUCGAAUUAUGACUUAAAUUAAAAGAAAAUAAGGAUAAACGUAACGUGUCUCAGUCGCUGGCGAAAGAUGCGAAUGACGAACAGCUUAAACGAGUCGGUGUAACGAUUGGAUCGUGUUAAUCGCGUUAUUGAAAAGUAUAAAGGAUUGAAAUAAGGUGAAAGGAAUGAAAGAGAAACGUAACGAACGAAAGGAUCCCUUAGGGGAACGUGAAAUAUUUGCAAGAACUGCGAAAUUUACGUGUAUGUUCGUUGUCGUUGCGAAUGUUUCGUAUUUGUCUGUGUCGAAGAGAAGAAUCCUUAAAGGGAGGAGAAUGAGAAUAAGGUGGAAGGAAGAAGUAGAAGAAAGGAAUUCGCGUGUGGAGAUGCAGGGUAGGGCAAUCAAGUAGCCGUGAUCAGCGUCGAGGGGAUGGUGGCGUACUUCUGGGUGCUUCCGGUUCAUCGGUUCGUCCUAAACGAAACUAAGCUCGCUUGCUGCUUCCACUCACGGAUUCCCAGAGUCAUCAGAGACUGCCACGCGGGAUCGCGGAAUAAAUAUCUGUCGGUGAGUUUCGCGGCACGUACACGGUGCACGAACGGGGAAACGAGGCCGUAGAACUUAAGCGAACGUACCUCGUUAGCUAUCUGUGAUUUAAGAGUUUUAAGUUCGACGGAUCGAUCUCGGCUGAAAAGAAGGAGCCGCGAAAGCUUUUCAAGUGCGCAUUCGAGAAGUCAUGGAGAACGAUAUAUCGUCUCGUUAUGUUCGAAGCACGAUAUUGUCGGAGAAAGAAGCGGAAUUGUAUAAUUGUCAUAUAUAUACAUAUUGACAUAUAUAUUGACACAAUUACGAAAAGAUUGCUAUCAACGAAUUUCUUAAUCGAUCAACCCUUUGAUAGUGUAAUAAAAUAGGAAAGAAUUGGAAAUGAAUGUUAGAAAAUAAUUUCUUGUAGAAAAUAAAUAUUAUUCGUAAUUGACAGAGUUGUCGAUAAUAGGAAGACAGCUCCACUUUACAGUAAUUCGGGUAAACCGACAAAAAUCAAUUCAGGAUAAAAUGAAAAUCAAAUCAUUUUUUUAGAAUACGAGACUUAUGCUUCCCUUUUUCUUUACGAUAAAUUCGCUUUAAAAAUGAAAUGUUGGAACUGCCUCCUUAUUGUCGCAAAUCCCUCAAUUAUGGUUACUAUAUUUCGCAAGUUUUUCGAAUCUUCCUCGGACUACGCUGUUCAAAGGUUAGAAGUUCGUGAAACAAAUCUUCGUCUUUCGGUUCUUGCGAUCCUCGCUGACGAUUCGAAAAUGAAAUUACGCGGUACUCGUAAGGGAGUGACGCUAAUGGAAGUCGCAAGCUCCGAUUUCAUUUUUGAAUUAUUUAUACAGCCGCGGCUGUUGCCGUUCCAAUAUCAACGUAUGUGCAUCCUCGAUCAAAAAGCAUACAUGCAAGUGAAAUACAAACGAGAUAGACUCGUGAUCUAUUCGAAAGAUCGCGAUAUCGCGGCGAACGAGAAAGUGCAGCGAAAGAUCAUUUUAUCCGGUUCUUCAGUGAUGCUAUUGCCACUUAUCACGCGACAUUCCAAUGUUAUCGAAUUAUCGUUCAUCCCAAGUUUCCCGAAACGAGAAUACGAAGGAAAAAGAGACAAAGUGAGAUUUUGAUAGCGAACUAUUCGCAUUCACACCUGUUCGAAUCCUAUUCAGCUCCCUCCCUCCCCUUCCCGUUGUCUCGUCUCAACAGCAAGAACAUUGCUCAACGAUUCGUCGCUAGUAAACCGAUUUGUGUAAUUUAUGGAACAUUUUAUGACACAGAGUUAUUGUAUAUUAUAAUGUUUUUACGAAUACGUGUAAACCGCCAAAAUGAUUGUAACACGAGAUGAUUAUUGUUAAAAGGUGAGGCACAAUAAAUCAGUACGAAGCAUGGA